This is a messenger RNA of Drosophila sechellia, 1096 nucleotides long. RefSeq names its product RAS oncogene family member Rab18 (gene Rab18). Bases 136 to 729 code for a protein of 197 amino acids. The transcript is spliced from 4 exons. NCBI's taxonomy places the organism in Eukaryota, Metazoa, Arthropoda, Insecta, Diptera, Drosophilidae. Gene Ontology annotation, molecular function: GTP binding; GTPase activity. The record is from RefSeq and is a predicted model, not a curated record.
AAACAAAGCAGCCAGGUGGCAACGCCGCACCCACUCACUCCAGAUAUACUACAUAAAUAAUACAAUUGGCAAUAUUCUUAUCUAUUUAAGUAAAUAACAGUAGUGAUAAGCAAUAAGCGGAGCUCAAAUCACACAAUGGCUGAUCGGGCUAUCAAGCUGCUGGUGAUCGGGGAGAGCGGCGUGGGCAAGUCCAGUUUGAUACGUCGCUUCGUGGAGAACAAGUUCGACAAUAACCAUGACGUCACGAUUGGCAUGGACUUCAAGAGCAAGGUGAUGAACGUGGACGGCAUAGACUACAAGGUGGCCCUGUGGGAUACGGCGGGCGCCGAGAGAUUCCGCAGCCUGACGCCCAGCUUCUACCGGAAGGCUCUGGGCGCCAUUCUAGUGUACGACAUCACCAGCAGGGACAGCCUGGUCAAGCUGGAAACCUGGCUGGCCGAGCUGGAUAGCUACAGCGACAAUCCCAACAUUGCCAUCAUUGUGGUGGGCAACAAGAUCGACGAGGAGCGAGUGGUGGAUCGCGAGGAGGGCCGCAAGUUUGCCAGGAAGCACAGGGCGCUCUUCAUCGAGACCUCGGCCAAAUGCGAUCAGUUCGUCAGCGAUGUGUUCAAAGAUGUCGUGGAGAAGAUCGUCUCCUCCGAAUACUUCAACAAUGGCAAUGGCUCCGCCGGUCUGGACAUCGCCAGCGAUCGGGAUCUGGAGGCAAGCGCGACCACGUGUUACUGUUGAUUUCGAAUGUUCAUAAAGUCAACCUUAGCGUUCAAUCGUGUACUCCAAAUCUGAGAAGGGCUAUCGAUUCACUUAGUUUGCAGGGACAGAUCGGUCAGAACCCUAUCCCGCUAAUAUUCUUGCACGGCUUAUUGUGCAUCUGCUGAAUUCCAUACAUCUAUUUUUAACAAUUGCUGCAAAGCACCUGACAUUUUAGCAGGUUUUUAAUUUCGUCUUGUUUGCUUGCAUUUCCUCUGCGACCAGUCAGAAAUCAAGUUUCAGCAUUUUCUCUACAUUGUUUUUUAUUGACAUGAUGAUAGUUUUCCAUUUGCGUUCACGAACGCAACAAAUAAAGAGGAGAAUUGGAUCAGUGACCAACUAAAAUUUA